Molecule: messenger RNA, 1164 nt
Organism: Cloeon dipterum
Lineage: Eukaryota; Metazoa; Arthropoda; Insecta; Ephemeroptera; Baetidae
Product: chymotrypsinogen A-like
Exons: 6
Coding region: 106-1053 (315 amino acids)
Biological process (GO): proteolysis
Molecular function (GO): serine-type endopeptidase activity
Source: RefSeq, a predicted model, not a curated record
UUUCUCAUCAAUUUCUACAAAGGCCGGUAUUUCCUGAGAGGUUUCAAAUAUUUUUCGGACGACCGUUUUUACAUUGAUAUAUUGCCAUACAUUGACGAGAUCGCAAUGCACGCAAAAGGCAUUUCUGCUCUACGCCCAAUUCCGGAAACAAAACAACCGAGAGGAUUCACCGAGCCAAACAACCUCAGUUUCCCAAACUGCGGAAUGAAACCGACGUCAACAAGAACGAAACGAGAAAUUGACGAUUCUUCCGAAGAAUUACCACCGAAUCGUAAUAUUAUCGGCGGAAACAUGGCUCAGAGAGGUUAUCACCCGUGGAAUGUUUACAUUGAGAAUGAGGAGACAGGAGAAGCCUGUGGCGGGACAUUGAUUUCGCCAACAGUAAUUUUGACUGCGGCUCAUUGCAUUUAUGGAUCAAAAGCUGAGGACUUCAUAGUUUCUGUUGGGAUGUACGAUAAAAGUAAAAGAAGAGCUGCUGAUGGUGUCCAGACAAGAUUGCCCAGCAGGCUUCUCACUCACCCGAAAUAUGACUCUACGAGUUACACGAGUGACAUCGGACUCAUGAUUUUGCAGCCAAAAAUAAAAAUUACCGGCCAUGUCCGACCGAUUUGCUUGUGGAACGUCGACUCUGACCCUAAAUUAAAACGCGUGGCUGGAACUGAAGCUAUGGCAGUUGGAUUCGGGCUUGCUGACAACUACACGCUGCCAGAUGAGCUGCAACAGGUUCGACUGCCGAUUAGAACUCACAGAGAAUGCUUCUUGUCGAAAAGGAAAUUUUUCGGGAAAUAUUUGCGGCCGGGAAACAACUUUUGCGCGGGCUACACGAACGGAACAUCCACCUGCAACGGAGACAGCGGAGGAAGCCUUUCGGUGGAAAAAGACAGCCGUUGGUUCAUCAGGGGCAUUGUCAGCAUUGGAAUGUCGAAAAGGGUGAAGUUUAAUGGUGAAGAAACACUGUUGUGUCACCCUGAUCAAUAUUCCUUGUUCGCCGACGUCGCAAGUUUCAUGGACUGGAUCGUGGAAAAUACGCCGGAAAUUUCAUUCCGAAAUUAAAUGUGUUUUGAAACAAAAAAAGAAGUUUAGCAAGAGGAUUAGUGGUUUUUCAGUAGAAAAAUGUAGAUGUUCAGCAUAAUCUCUUAUUAAAAUACUUUUGCUAUGGUUUUU